CUCAGUACAGAAGGAUCUGGCCACCUCUGCUGGUCUGAAGGCAUACACACAUGGGCAAAGAGAAAAAGUAAGAGGUGGAGGAGGAAGAAGAGGGAAGGAAGGAAAGAAAGAAAAUGAAAGAGAGAGAGAAAAAAGAGAAGGAAGGACGGGAAGGACAGAAAUGAAGGAGGGAAGAAAAGAAAAGGAAGACACACAGCCAGCUAAUUGAAACGUGGGUACUAUUUGGUGUUGAUUCGCUGAAUUUGAACCAACAUACACAGAGAUUAAACCAGAAGAAAAUGAUGUGGUGACCGUUUCUGAGCCCAGCUAUUCCAUAUGGAAUGCAGUGUAUGCAGUGGCCCAUGCCUUCCUUAAAACGCUGUUGAGCAAAAUUGAAAUGGGAUCUAAAGAAGACAGAAACCCGGACUGCCUUCUACCAUGCCAGAAUGCAUUGACCUACAAUGAUGUGCAUGUGAAAUUUACUCGAGAAGAAUGGGCUUUGCUGGAUCCUUCCCAGAGGAGUCUCUACAAAGAUGUGAUGCUGGAGACCUACAGGAACCUCACUGCUAUAGGCUACAAUUGGGAAGAUCAUAAUAUUGAAGAGCAUUGUCAAAGUUCUAGAAGACAUGGAUGGUAUGAAAACAGUCAUUUUGGAGAGAAGCCCUCUGAAGUCUUUGCACAUCAGAGUAGUCCUCACACGUAUAAAAGAAUGCAUACCAGUGAGGAUCUCUAUGAAUGUAACCAAUAUGGUAAAGCCUGUGCAUAUAAUAGUGAACUUCAAAUGUAUGAAAGAAUUCAUGUUAGACAGAAAUCCCACAAAUGUACUAAAGCCUUUGCAAGGAACAGUUGUCUCCUAAUACACAAAAGAACCCUUACUGGAGAAAAACCUUAUGAAUGUAAGCAAUGUGGUAAAGCCUUUACAUGGAACUGCCAUCUCCUAAGACAUAAAAGUACUCACACUGGAGAGAAACCUUAUGAAUGUCACCGAUGUGGUAAAGCCUUUGCACACAACAGUCAUCUUUUAAGACAUAAAAGAACACACAGUAGAGAGAAACCUUAUGAAUGUAACCAAUGUGGUAAAGCCUUUGCACAGAACAGUAAUCUUCUAAUACAUAGAAGAACACACACUGGAGAGAAACCUUAUAAAUGUAGCCAAUGUGGUAAAGCCUUUGCACAUAACAGUAAUCUCCUAAUUCAUAAAAGAAUUCACACUGGAGAAAAACCUUAUGAAUGUAACGAAUGUGGUAAAGCCUUUGCACGUAACAGUGAUCUUCUACUACAUAAAAGAACUCACACUGGAGAGAAACCUUAUGAAUGUAACCAGUGUGGUAAAGCCUUUGCGUAUAAUAGCACUCUCCUAAAACAUAAAAGGACACACACUGGAGAGAAACCUUAUGAAUGCAUCCUAGAUGGAAAAGACUUUACAAGGAAGAGUCAUCUACUACAUAAAAGGACUCAGACUGGAGAGAAACCUUAUGAAUGUAACCAAUGUGGUAAAGCUUUUACAAGGAACAGUCAUCUACGACAUAAAAGAACUCACACUGGAGAGAAACCUUAUGAAUGUAACCAAUGUGGUAAAGCCUUUGCACAGAGCAGUCAUCUCCUACGACAUAAAAGAACUCACACUGGAGAGAAACCUUAUGAAUAUAUCCAACGUGGAAAAGCCUUUGCACAAAAGCGUCAUUUCCUACUACAUAAAAGAACUCACAUUGGAGAGAAACUUUAUGAAUGCAUCCAAUGUGGUAAAACUUACGCUCUUAAGAAUCAUCUUCAAAGUCAUGAAAGAAUUCAUACUGGGCAGAAAGACUAUGAGUGUAUUUAACGUAGUGAAAUUAGUCUACAUUAGUAAAAUCUUCAUUGUAAUGAAAGAAUUUGUGGAGAGAAACCUUAUGAAUCUGUUAAAAUGUGAGGCCUUUGCACAUAACUGUAGUCUUCAUUGUCAGAAAAGUUUCAUACUGGAGAGAAAUUCUGUGUACAUAAGUAAUGUGGUAAGGCUUUUAUGCUUCUUGGUUCACUGAAUCCACUACACCUCAAACACUAGGUCAAUGGAAAUAAAAUUAUUUUCAUCCAGGCACUACUGAUUGAUGAGGGCCACAUAACAUUCUUGGGAGCUGAACUGUGAGCCAGAAAGUUAAAGAGAUUCUGAGCUUGACAAUCAUAAACGUCUGUGCUGUUUUACAACUAAAUUUUUAUCAAUCAGGGUUUAGGGAUACGGGAUUUGUUUAUGUCAUUGAGGAAGUCACUUGAUGUAAAAUGUAGGUUUUACAAUCAUGUCUAUUCUUUUGUGGUUAGGAAGAGGUGUUAUGUUUAAGGGAAAAGAAGCUGUGGUUUGGGACAGUCAUUAUGUUAGAGGAACAGAAGCCGUCAUAUGGAACAGUCAGGUUUGGGGGAACAAAAGAUGAAUAAUAGAAGCUGGUCAGCCAUUGGGAAGUCUAGCUUUCCUAGUGAUGAUAAACUUAGGUUCACCCUAUAAUUCAAUGGAAGCUGAUGUCUAAAUGGCAAUACUUAGCACAAAUUUCUUUUGCGUGUUUUGCAUGUCACAGUCACCUUCAAAUAUAGGAAAGAACAGGUAGUAGAGAGAAACCUUACACAUGUGAUCAAUGUGAUAAAACCUUUUCUUAACAUCUCCAACUACAUAAAAGAACACAUACUGCAGUGAAACCCUAUGAAUAAGCAAUGUGAUAAAGCCUUUUCAUGUAGUUGUCUUUGAAAUCCUGAGAAAAAGUCAUGCUGCAGAGAAACCCCAUGAAUGUGGUCAGUAUGGUAAAGUUUUGCGCUUCAUGAUACGGUUAUAGAAGAAUAAAAGCUUUACAGUGCAAGCAACCUUUUAAAGCCUUUGCAUAUCACAGUAGUCUUUGAGAACCUGAAAGAACUAAUUUGUUAGGGUCUUUGACCCUAUUUGGGGGAAAGUUCUAACAGGUGUCAAUAAUCUAUUCAAGCAUUAUGAUAUCCAUCCUUUUGUUUUUAAUUGCAAGCUCAAUAUGUACAAAAGGCCUACCCUUUUAAAUUUCAAAAUUAUCUUCA
Psammomys obesus (fat sand rat) is the source of this 3003-nucleotide messenger RNA. RefSeq names its product zinc finger protein 431-like. The record is from RefSeq and is a predicted model, not a curated record. Lineage: Eukaryota; Metazoa; Chordata; Mammalia; Rodentia; Muridae. Gene Ontology annotation, biological process: regulation of transcription by RNA polymerase II. Bases 377 to 1801 code for a protein of 474 amino acids. The transcript is spliced from 5 exons. Gene Ontology annotation, molecular function: DNA-binding transcription activator activity, RNA polymerase II-specific; RNA polymerase II cis-regulatory region sequence-specific DNA binding. Gene Ontology annotation, cellular component: nucleus.